This is a messenger RNA of Cotesia glomerata, 1293 nucleotides long. RefSeq lists its product as uncharacterized. The transcript has 8 exons. The record is from RefSeq and is a predicted model, not a curated record. Lineage: Eukaryota; Metazoa; Arthropoda; Insecta; Hymenoptera; Braconidae. Bases 170 to 1090 code for a protein of 306 amino acids.
GUUGAAUGACAGCCGGUGACAGUCUAAUUGGAGAUCCCAGUUUGUGAAGGGCAUAGAAUAUACUAUGUAUGCUAGCUUAAUACUGUAAUGUUUUUAUCGUUACUAUUAAAUGAUAUAGAAUUAUAUUAACCACGUAAAUAUAAAUUUAAAUCAACUAAUUAACAAAAAUAUGACGAAUGCAACAGAAAAUUGUUUAUUAAAUACCGGUUUGUUGGUUCUCUACAUUAUUUAUCUCCAAUCUGUCAUAGCUGAAAGUAAAAUCGAAAGCGCAAGCGACCUGGAACGAGAAUUUGCAGAUAAGCCGACACGAUCUUUUCGUUGCUGUGCAAGACAUGAAAAAAAAAUUGGAGUUGGCUAUGGUGUAUCUGGUGAAGUAAUAUCUAUUGACUCAGGACACUGUCGAAGAGUUUGUCCUCGUCACGCUUCGGACGACCCUGGAGAUGUCAGCAAGCCGGCUGUACAGCGGUGUCCACCCCGUUCGCAAUGCCACCCAAGGUCUUCACGUAUGGAAAGGAUUUCAACGCUUCAAGGUGUUAAAAUAGUUGAAGUUGUCGAUAGCUGCGAUUGCUGGCAUGAAUCACCAUGCAGUCGAACAUCUUUUGAACAACUCGUUCAUGCGGGAACACCUUAUCAAGUUGCUGUGGACGUUGGCCUUUGUUUGGGAACAUGUUCGAAAGCAUUAGGUUGUAGACCUUUCAAGAAUGGUACGGUCAGUAUAAAAGGACCGAAUGGGGAUGAAAUUUAUCAAGUGAUUCAAGAGUGCGGAUGUGCUAAUAGUUGUCAUCGAAUGGAGCGGAUCGAAAGCAUUCUCGACUACAGCCAACUUGAAAUCAAACGAGGAUCGAAUACAAGUGAUGUUAAACCACUCAUCAGGCACAUAAAUGUUGGACACUGUGAUGGAUCGUGUCCAGGAAAUCAUACCGAAAAAACUUGUUUAUUACGUGAUAAAAAAAACCCCGCAAGAUGUUUAGCUGGAUUAUAUUCUAAGCAAUAUAAAUGCACACCAGUUAGAUUUAAAGUACACGAAUAUAGAACACGAAGAGGCUCAAAGAGGGAAAUUAUUGAAAUAACUUCUUGCGCCUGUGUAUGAAACUCAACAUUUGUGUAAAAUAUUUAUAAACAUUAUGAUGAUAAACAAAACAAAACAGGUUGAAGCUGGGUAAACGAGGUCAACUUUCAAACGAAAAGAUAUUUUAUCAAAUGAACAUUUAUUUGUUUUUUACCUUACUUGUGUACAAAAAAUCUUUCGGCUGGGCACAGCUCAAUAAUUAUAAUAACAAUUUCGUAACAUCA